Molecule: messenger RNA, 291 nt
Organism: Dovyalis caffra
Lineage: Eukaryota; Viridiplantae; Streptophyta; Magnoliopsida; Malpighiales; Salicaceae
Source: the annotation of a GenBank genome assembly
AUGGGAAAUUUUGUUAGCUACAAAUGUUUCCAAUGUUGCUACGAUAUUCUUACAAAGUGUGCUUUAGUGAGCACCAAGGAUGUGAUUCUAAAUCAAUUAAACCUCGCUAUAAAAGCUGUUCACAUGUAUUUCACUGCUAUGAGAAAUUUCUUCGACGAUAAGGAACUCACGGAACAAGAGCAGAUUGCUCUCAGUGAUGAUUUGAAGAAUGAAGAUAAGAUUCUUGCAUAUUUGAACAAGAUUGCGGUGGAUCUCAAUAUCUAUCCCAUGAUCAGACUUCGUAACUGGUAA